AUGAGAAACAUUAGCUUGGGGUUGGAGGACUACUUCAUGAUAAUUGCGACGUGCAUGGUGACAGUCUCAACUGUGGUUGUGAUCCUAAGUAUGACACCCAUUCUGACUGUAACAACAGAGAUAACAUGCUCACAAAAUUUGCGCUCAGCGGUAACAAAUGGAGGCGUCGGGCUACAUGCAACCCAGGUCACUCUUUCAGAUAUCGAGUUCAACCUCAAGAUGAUUAUCGUCUGUCAGGCUCUCUAUGGAACAGGUCUCGCCCUCGUCAAAACAUCCAUGAUGAUCCUCUACCAUAAGCUCUUCGGCACAAAAUCCAGUAUGCGAAUUGCCAUUUACGCCACCGGCGCCAUUGUGUGGGCUUGGGCGCUGAGUAUAAUUCUUGAAUCCUUUUUUCUUUGCCAUCCUGUCGAAUACAACUGGAAUCCAAUGCUACAGGGUGGCGGAUGCGGGAAUCGCAACGCGGCCUUCGUGGUGGCCGGAGUGCUCAAUAUGUUCACCGAUUUGCUAGUCAUGUCGCUUCCAAUCCCAUAUAUCUGGAAGCUACAGCUACCAGUGGGGCGGAGGAUUGGUUUAUCAGUGGCAUUCUCUCUAGGACUCUUCGUCAGCGCAAUAAGUAUGGUCCGGGUCGUCAGUCUUAUGCACAUCAACUUCAAAGACGUCACAUACACUCUCCCCAUUCCUUUGAUGUGGAGCAUUGUCGAAGAACAACUCGCCAUCGUCACGGCCAACCUACCCCUUCUCCGCCGGGUAUUCUCCUCUUUGCUUUCAGGAAAUUGGCUUGGCUCGUCAUCUGGCGGGAUGGGAACACCAUCAGGGGAGAUAAAUGGUGUGAAGCGCUCGACGCAGAAUUACUCUCUCACUCGCGUGGAUGUCGGUGCCAAUCGAAGUGUUAUCACAUCACAUAACACCAAUUCUCCGAAUCUAAACAACACGAGGUGGAGUGAUGACGGGCAAUCGGAUACAGAAUUGGCGGCAAAUGGGAUGCCUCCUGAUGGUAUUCAAAUGUGGAAGGAAUUUCGGGUUGACUCGAAUAGAUAA
Molecule: messenger RNA, 1038 nt
Organism: Penicillium odoratum
Lineage: Eukaryota; Fungi; Ascomycota; Eurotiomycetes; Eurotiales; Aspergillaceae
Exons: 4
Coding region: 1-1038 (345 amino acids)
Source: RefSeq, a predicted model, not a curated record